AGGCGAAGCGAGCGCAAAGUAACCCGCCCCUCCUCCUACCCCUUCCCUCCCCCGCUCCACCGUUUUGCUCUGUAGGUAUCGGGUUCGCGGCGCGGGCGGGCGGGGUGCCGCGCCGGUCGUUCUGGGGCCGCGCGGCCUCGAUUGCCUCUGCCACCGGCGGCGAGACCCCCUUAUCGUAUUUCCCGGGGGGGUGGCGUUGGGGUGGGGUUCCGGUCGUUCCGGCCGGCGGCGGACUUGAUUUUGGUGAGGGAGGCCGCAGAAGAAUUAGGAGGUGAAAUCACUCGGAGAACUGUGCAAUAGUUUCAAUGGCUGCUACAAAGCUCCAAGCCUUUUGGAACCAUCCCGCUGGCCCCAAAACCAUUCAUUUCUGGGCGCCAACGUUCAAAUGGGGUAUCAGCAUUGCCAACAUUGCUGACUUUGCUAAGCCACCUGAAAAGAUAUCUUAUCCUCAGCAAAUUGCUGUUACUUGUACUGGACUCAUUUGGUCAAGGUACAGCUUGGUUAUCACCCCGAAAAACUGGAACCUUUUCAGCGUUAACGUUGCAAUGGCUGGUACGGGCCUGUAUCAGCUUUCACGGAAGAUAAGGCAAGAUUACUUAUCUGGUGAGAAGGAAGCUGCUCCACAACUGGAAGCAUAAUGACAACAACAGACCAGAAUAACUUGCUAUAUGUUCCAGUUUCCCGAGACUGCAAGGGUCUCUUUCAGUCCAGGACAUGAAUCUUUUGCUAUAUGUUUUCUCGUUCUGAAGUCAUGAGCAGAUUAAUGUGAAAAUUUUCUGCCAAAAACGACACAUGAAGCCAUGCAUUUGUGCACCUAUGGAAAAAAAAAACCAUGCAAAAUACAUGUUUAUAUGUUUUGUUUUUGUUCAGUUAAUCUUAUUGGGAUUUCGAAAUCGUUUGCUAAGCUGGUUGAUCA
Panicum virgatum (switchgrass) is the source of this 916-nucleotide messenger RNA. RefSeq names its product mitochondrial pyruvate carrier 4-like. Gene Ontology annotation, cellular component: mitochondrial inner membrane. The record is from RefSeq and is a predicted model, not a curated record. The transcript is spliced from 6 exons. Gene Ontology annotation, biological process: pyruvate import into mitochondria. Lineage: Eukaryota; Viridiplantae; Streptophyta; Magnoliopsida; Poales; Poaceae. Bases 306 to 638 code for a protein of 110 amino acids.